ACCGGCGCCUCCCUUUCCUCAUCCCACCUGCCCGCACCACACCGCGCGGCACGCCUGAGUCGCCGACCCCAACGAGGCAACAACCCCUUGCCUCUCCUCUCCCUCGGCCGCUGCCGCCGCCUCGCGCCACCCACCUCUCGGCCACGGCGCGCCGGGGACCUUAGCUCCCCAGUGACGAACGCCACACCGGAUCAGCUGGGGUCGCGUGCGCCCCAGGUCACCUCCCCCUCGGUUCGUGGGUCGCGCGGGUGAUUCCUCGGUGGCUCGGUCCGGAUGGGGCUCUCUUCGGCCUCCGCGGGCGAAGGGGCGCAACUCUGCGUGUUCGACCUCAGGCGGGGGCAGCAGGAGGGCCAGGAGCUUGACAAGAUCCUCUUCUUCCACCCCGCUGACUGCCCCAUACUGCUCCAGCUCUCCGUCAUUGGCCUCUGCGAGGGAAUCGUCACUUUCACAAGAAUAUUUUCUCCUGAAGAUGAUUGCGAGGUGAUAGAAUCAGAUAAACACUCCCACAUUUUUUACCAAGCUGAGCCAGAUAUUUGGAUGGUUCUGGUGGUGGAGAAAACCAAGGACAAUGAAUCUACUUGGCGCUGUGGUGCAUUGCAAGAGAUACUUAAAGAGGUUCAUUCGCUUUUUGCAAUGUUUCAUGGACCAAUCCGAACUCUACUUGACAGACAACCAAGUGCUGAACUUGCUCGUGGUCACCUCCGCACGUUUGUCACAGAUUAUUUAAGUGAUUUUAUUGUUGGUAAAAAGCUACAGCUGCCAACCUUCCGUGACAGCCUAAAGGAGCAGGGAACAGUCCAAAUGCUGACAGUCUCACGAGACAUGGCACUUGAAGUUCAGUCACUCACCACAGUUCUUGGAUCAUGUCUUGGAAAUGUCACCUGCCAAUCGCUUGUAUUAUUUGAAGAUCUCCUGGUAUCGACGACGCUGCCGCCGGAUGAUACUUUAAACAUAUAUACUUACGCUGUCCUGAGGCUAACUCCUCGUGCCUUAUCUUCCAAUGCAAGCUCCUGGUCCUAUUUGCGGAAAGGAACUUCUGUUAAUGCUGGUCCCACUUCAAGUUCAUCAAAUGGAACAACUGCAGGAGAAAGGUACCAUAGUCGAUCUCGUGAUACUUCUCCUGGUGGACAAAAUCAGAUGCAUCAUAAUUUCAGGCCUCUCUUGCGCGAGAAAUUGUCAAAGGGAAGGGAUGGUUUUAUUGCUGCUGAUUUCACAGCUACAGAUGUUUGUUGUGCUGUACCCGUGCUUCCAAUAGUAUGGUUCCAACAGGCAGAGGAGCGUAUGUACCUAUGUAUAUAUCAGCACAAGUCUAUCACUAUCCUACUGCUAAUUCCAGCUUCCUCAGUGAUAAAUGGAGAAGAUGGUGUUGCUCAUGUGAAGAAGCAUCUGCUUGAAAAUGCGUCACAGAAGAUUAUCACUGUUGAACAGAAACUGUCACGAGGGUGGGGAGGAGAAAAUGCUUAUCAUGUUAGUGGAUAUCGUUACAUGCUUGUUGAUCCAGACAGAAGAGUAUCAAGAGCCUCCCCAUCUGGGAAAGUUACCACCUUGUCAAAGGAUUCUCUACUCGCCCUCAAUAUGCUAAGACAAGAAGUUGAUUUAGAAAAGUCGAGAUCUAAGAGAACUGACCCUUGUCAUGAUAAGGAUUUUGAAGCAUGCAUAAGAACAAAAAAUAAUGUGUGGGUUGUUGCUAAAAUUUCUCGAGGAAGGGAGCUUUAUAUGGCUUUAGAGAAGGGUGGUGAAACACUUCUCUAUGCAUCCACAGCUGUUGAGAAAUUUAGCAACAGGUACUGUGAAGGAGCAUUCUCUGCAGACUAAAAGCACCAACAUGAGAUGUUACCCUCUCCAUACACUACCUCCUAUCCAACUCAUUGGUUUUAAGCUGUAUCACUCUUCAGCGUGGUGAAUUUGGAUCCUGCUUUGCAAAGGGAAUAAGGGAUCCAUAUCAUGUACUUGUACAUAUGCUUUAUUUGUCGUGUGUUAGAAGAAAUCUAGAUUACUCCGGGAAUAAUGCAGAGCAGAAAGAGUUUGUUUUCAUCUUGCGUCCUUCUGCGACACAUAGGAUUAUGCCCAUUUCAGUGUCUUGUAAAUGCUGGCAAUGGACCUGUCGACUAAAAGAGCUGAACUUUAUGUGGGAUUUCUGUA
Messenger RNA from Phragmites australis (common reed), 2142 nucleotides. Its product is annotated as vacuolar fusion protein CCZ1 homolog. Gene Ontology annotation, biological process: vesicle-mediated transport. Gene Ontology annotation, cellular component: Mon1-Ccz1 complex; intracellular membrane-bounded organelle. Lineage: Eukaryota; Viridiplantae; Streptophyta; Magnoliopsida; Poales; Poaceae. The transcript has 9 exons. The coding region runs from base 274 to 1815 and encodes 513 amino acids. The record is from RefSeq and is a predicted model, not a curated record.